This is a messenger RNA of Nerophis lumbriciformis (worm pipefish), 2791 nucleotides long. Its product is annotated as zinc finger protein 385D-like. Gene Ontology annotation, molecular function: zinc ion binding; nucleic acid binding. Gene Ontology annotation, cellular component: nucleus. Lineage: Eukaryota; Metazoa; Chordata; Actinopteri; Syngnathiformes; Syngnathidae. The record is from RefSeq and is a predicted model, not a curated record.
GCUGGAUUAUUGUCAUUUCUACCUGUCCAUGUCGUUACAGCUACUACCUGUCCUGCUACUACUUGUCCUUGUACCUGUCGUCGUAGCGACUAGCUGGGACCAGGAGAAGGAGAACGGGGGGAGGAGGAGGAGGAGGAGGAGGAAGCCGCCUGCCUGCCUUCAGUGAGCGCGCUCCGUUGAGAGGAAAUGGACGUCAGCAGCGGGGAAGCAGAGGAGCCACCUUGUGCAGAUACAAAGUGUCCCACGACGUCUGACUGUCUGGAGAUUUCUGACUGUCUGGAGAUUAGCCUUCCUCCCAAGAGUCAGCAGGAAGAGGACGACGACAAGAGGAAGGUGACACCAGGACACAGGGCCAAGCGGGAGCGGCGUCAAGGCAGCAGCGCCAGUGCCACUGUGUGCCAGGUGUGCAACAUUCAACUCAACUCUGGUACCCAAGCUCAGAUCCACUACAAGGGCAAGACGCACCAGAGGAGGCUGCGCAGGCUGGCAAAGGUUCUUGGUUCAGGUGCACUGUCCCAGAACCCGGUCCUCCCCCUGCUGGGUUCCCUGUCCCUGUUGGGCAGAGCCAGCCUGCAGCCGCGGAACCACCUGGAGCGCUUCCUACCGCUCAGAAUCAGGAGCUCCUCGCCCUUCAGCCUGUUUCCUCAUUUCAACACGAUGGAUCCGGUGCAAAAGGCGGUAAUCAAUCACACCUUUGGCAUGGCUCCGCCCAGGCGAAGAACAAUUAUCUCCUGUAAUAUUUGUCACCUGCGCUUUAACUCUGCUAGCCAGGCUGAGGCCCACUACAAGGGUCACAGACAUGCUCGUAAGCUGAAGGCCUUAGAAAACCAGAGGAACCGACAAAGGAACGGGCACGGAGCGCAGAAGGACAGAGGCAAAGACAAGAAGGCGGGGAGAGGAAGUGGACGACAAACUGACUCGCAAUUAAAAGAAGGAUCAGAUUUAGGCACGUCGUUGCAGCAACUGGAAAAUGGCCCGGGGAGUUCCCUGGCCCCCACCUCCUCUGCCCAGCCCACAUCCACAGACUCAUCUUCAAGCCGGUCGCCUCAGCUGUCCCAGCAAUUCCCUCACAUCCCUCAGCUUUGCCAUUCAACACCGGAGGGUUCGCCUGUGAACGACUGCGGCCCGCUACGACCGACUGCAGAAGCCCAGUGCGAUGCUGUAGGUGAAGAAGAAGAAGUGAUGAACGUGGAUGCUAAAGAGGACAAAAGUGACAAAAAACAUCUACACUGUCCCACGUGUAAAGUGACUGUUAAUUCCAGCUCCCAGUUGGAAUCACACUGCAGUGGCUCGAAACACAAACAGAUGAUGGACAGCCCAAACAGCAGCCAGUCGCACCGCAGAACCAAGAGGACGACGUUCCCCAGGCACACCUGCCGGAUAAUAAAGCAGAGAAGGGGCAGCAAGACCAGAGGGCUUAUGGGCGUCACCGGCAAGCGAUUUCACUGUCAACUGUGCCAGGUGGCCGUCAACUCAGAGAAUCAGCUUAAACAGCACAUGAACAGCAGAAGGCACAAGGAGCGUUUGGCCGGGAAGCCUGUGAGGGUGAAGGCCAAAUUCACCCCUUAUAAUAAACCGCAGCCCAACACGGCAUUAGUGACUAAACUUGCCUUGCAGAAGCAUCUGUCCAAGGCCCUGUCAGCAGGGUUCCUGACCACCCCUUUCAAUCCAGCUGCUUUAUGCACCAUGGCAUCUGCACCGCUGGCACUGCGACUGCCCCAGGGCCCUGCAGCCUUCAUCCACAGUCCCCUGAUAAGCCCCGCCCUCUUCAGGCCUGCCCCAGGGCCUCUGAGGGCCACUCAUGCACCCAUUAUCUUCUCUCCUUUCUGACAGUGUGUCAUAUUUGACAAAUCAUAGCACAGAAUGUACACUAAGCCAUAAAAGUAAAUAUAUUUUUUUGUUUAUUUAUAAAGAACUAUCUGCCAUGACAAAGAGGUGUGUUAAUGUGAAGCUUUUGUUGCCAAAAUUAUUUCAAGUUGAUCUUUCUGGUUGUGCUCUAGGGAAAAAAAAUAUCAUUCUUGUAUUAGGUUCUCUACACAAAUGACUUGAGCGCAAAGAAAAUAUUUAUAGUGGAGUAGCUUUGGAUUGUUGGAACUUGGUCAUCGUCAUUAAUGAACGUUCCAUCCGUCUGUGUUUAUGUCCUGUGCCAUAAUACAAAGCCAAAACAGGAUUUUUAAUGAAAUGGAAACUGUUUGACUUGAGCCAUUAAAGCAAAUCCUUCAGAAACGCAAUACAAAGAAGCAAGCUGGUCUUUGAUACACCUGUCUUAAUAUUGUUUUUAUACAUUUUUAGCGGCUGUUGCCUCAUAACCAUCUCAGCAAUAGGAAUAUUUUCACCUAAACCAGUCAAUGUGCAAUCAAGGGCAAUAAUGUAGAAUAAAAUGUGAUAAAAUAUGUGUUGUUAAUUUACACUGCAAUAACUUGUUACAAACUUGUGUUUGUGUUUUUUGUACACAUUCAUUUGAAUGAAAAUAUAAGGUUUAGUUCUGUACAAAUGUAGUGGUGAGCAACAAAUACAAUUAAGACUAUCAACUUGGAUCAUAUAAUUUAAUGUAUUUGGGAGAACAUAAUGUGGCUAAAUACUAUUAAAUGUAAAUAUUAACGCGAAGCACAUAAAUAUGAACAAAAUAAGAGUGCCUACUUGCUACUUUAAGAUACACUAGUGCUCUCUAGUGGUAGGUAUAUUUAAGUGCAUUGACUAUUUGGUAGACUUGCAGAAUAUGUACUGUGCGUACAAAUGUACACGAUCAUGAAAAUAUGUACAUACAAUUAAAAAAUGUAUUAUCAUCCUA